GUCAGACUUCUGAGAUUUAAACUGUAAGACUUUCCUUCUUCCUGGAAGGCCCUCCCCAUUGUUGUGACGCUCUCCUGAGUGAAUACCCACUGACUGCAUGCAGGCUGUGUCAAUAUUUUCACAAGGAACGGAGCCUCUAGAAUAGGGAUGUUGCCAGACUUAUAUGGCCACACAGAGGCUGGCUUUGCGCCCUGGCUGGUAGUUUUGUGCCUCUUGACCUCCCUCUCCCACAUUGGACUGUUCCAGUUGUGUAGCCGGGACAAAAUGAUGAAAGGUUAAACUCCCGAAAGCUCCUCCAUCGAAGACAAAGAAGGCAGAAAAAAGGACAGCCUGGUGACUCAUAGAGAAGUAAAACACCAUGUGAUGUGGAGCAUAAUUACCUGGGGUUGGUGAGAGAGAAGCAAAAGUAUAAUAAAGAAAGUGGAAAGCCCAGAUCGGAAGAACAGGAGAGGUGGAGCUUGAGUAACGAAGUGGAAGGAGAAGAAAGAGGAGAGAAAAACACUCCGUAAGUCCCCUGAUUAUUGACUGAGAAGUUGAAAGAGAAACAUUCCGUUUGCUGAUAAGAACUGCUUAAGCUCAAGAAACUCAAAGGAAUGUAAUUAAUUACUUUAAUUACUUUAAGUACUGCAGCCAAAAAUUGUGCUUCACCACCCGACCUGGGGUUCAAUCCCUGUUGUCCAGCUCAAGGUUCAAUCAGCCUUCCAUCCUUCCAAGAAAGUGAAACUUUCAGCCAAGACGGUGAUUGAGAAGCUGCUCAGUGAAAGAAGAAAGGCUGGUAGGAGAAGAUGUCAGAGGAAGGCACGGCAGGACCCAGCGUCCCGGCCCCAGAGAACCUGGGAAUGGAGGAAUUGCUCCGGCUCUUGUCGUGUGAAAAAUGCCAGCAGGCAGCCAGAAACCCCAAGCUCCUGCCUUGCCUCCACACCCUUUGCACCGAAUGCUUGGAAGAGAACAAGCCCAUCGGCCAGUGUCCCACCUGCAUGACUCCCUUCCUGCGUGCCGGGGAGGAUCCCGUCCUGGACAACCUGUUCUUUGUGACUCUGCAGGCCAAGCUGAAUACGUACAAGAAGAUCGCCGGCAACCAAGAGCUGAUGUGCAGUCGCUGCCAAGUCGGGGCAGAGUUUUGGUGCUCUGAGUGCGAGGAGUUCCUUUGUAUGCAAUGUUACAAUGCCCACCAGUGGUAUUUGAAGCAGAAGAGCCAUGAGGUCCAGAAACUCUGUGAUCUAAAGAAUGCUACCGCACCGCAUUUCCUGGAGGGAGCAAAGAAGUCCAGCACCCUGUUCUGUUCCGAGCCCACCCACAACAACCAGCUUGUAAGUAUCUAUUGUCGUGGUUGCUGCAAGCCUCUGUGUUGCUCCUGCGCUCUGCUGGACGGUGAGCAUUACAAAGACAAGCUCUACUGUGACAUCCAUGUGGAAAUCAAAGAGCGUAAAGACGAGCUGAGCAGGAUCAAGGAGGAGUUGGCAGAGAAGAAGAGAAAUUGCAGGAGGAUCCAGACUGUUGCCUAUGAAAGACUGCAGCAGCUGGAGAGGGUAUGCACGCAAACCCAGGAUGAGAUCCGGGAGAAAGUAGAAGAGAUGGUCCGGUGGAUCCGACAAAAGGGGGAGGAGCUCUUGUUGGAAGUGGACGGGCAGCGGCGCCAAGAAGGUGAGGAAGUUGAGCGGAAGCUGCAGUGCACGGACCGCAUCGUCAAGAGGAUGGAGUCCAGUGAGCAGUUGGUGGAGAAGAUGAACCUCUUUGCUUCUGACCAAGAAGUGAUGGAGAUGCACCCUUUCAUCCAGCAGUCCCUGGAGGAGCUUAGGAAUGAGCGGUUGCCAACGAUACAGUUCCAGGGGCAGGUGGAGAACUUUGCAGAGGUCUUAGGCAAGAUGAACAAACUGCUUCAGAGAGUUAAAGGAGGGAACGAUGCUGUUUGUCCAGGGACUGCUCCAGCUGGCAACUGUGAGGUUCCUCACGAGGAUGGAAGACAGCCCAGACUCCAAGGGGGAAUGUCACUGCCGACACCAACGUACACCAUCACCCUUCCAAAGACAUCACAGGGAUUUGGCCCGUUUAAGCGGUGCGUUUCAUGUGCCAACGAGAUCCCUCUCUGCAAUGGCCACGAUUGCUGCCUCUUCUGUCUGGGGGAACAACAUCAAGCUCGCUCCUCUCCAGAGGGUAAGAGACGGAUGAAGCAGGCACUCAAACUUCGCUUCCAGCCCCUUCAUUCUUUCCUUUGGAAGAAAUUACUCAAACCUUUCGAUCCUAUAGUCACAGAGCCUACCUUGACUCCAGUUCCGAGAUCUGAAUCAGUGGACCCGGUCUUGGCCCCAACCACGCCAUCGCCGAAGAAAAAAUCAAACUCCAAGGCCGUAUCAAUGACCUCCCCGCAGAAGCGAGCAAUCCGCCAGAGAGAAAAAGGUAUCCAGGCUUCCCCCAAAAGGAUGAAGCUUGAAGACCAUGAACAGGAUGCAGGGGAAACCUCCAGUUGGCAUGUCCAAAAGAUUACAGCAAGCUCUCCGUCUCUUCUCCCCGAUGCUUCGGCCCCAGAGAGAGAGCAGAGAGGGGCUGGCAAUCCGGCUGAGGUCCUGCAGAACGCCCCCCUUGAAGUCUCUGAGUCAGAGGCCGCCAGUAUUGUGAUCAGCAGCUCUGAGGAAAAUGAAGACGACUGCAUGGUGAGCGAGAGAAAGAGAUUCCUGAUCACCAGUGCCCUGAUGAUACUUGCUGGAGAGAACUGAGAUAAUGUGGCUCGU
This is a messenger RNA of Pogona vitticeps (central bearded dragon), 2729 nucleotides long. The record is from RefSeq and is a predicted model, not a curated record. NCBI's taxonomy places the organism in Eukaryota, Metazoa, Chordata, Lepidosauria, Squamata, Agamidae.